AUGGCGGAGAUCGUAGACCUGUCGCUGCAGAAGCUGCGGCAUGACAACGAGGUGGAUGGCAUUGACAUCAAUAUUGAGAAAGUGCAUACCAAUAUGGUGCUCCCAAGUACCUACUCAGUGUCACUGGUGACGACCACCGUGGCUCCGACCAGCUACAGCCGUGGUGAGUGCAUGUGCCAGCAAGGCUUCUUCCUGCAUUGGACCACCAAGGAGUGCGUUCCGCAGAAGCCGUGGGGAUUCGAAUGUGGCUUCUACCCCCGGCAGCAGCAGAACCGGGUCUGUCAGGAUGGCCUCAGCUGCAAGACGCUGAAUGUCACUGACACUUACGAGUCAUCGGGCAAGUACAAAGGCUGGGCGUCCACAGCGCCCGCCACCUGCGAGUACUGCACGGCCGAGGACGACUGCAAGACCGGCAGUGCCAGGCACUUGAAGGACUGCGUCCGCACGGGCGACAUUAAGCGUAUGGAGGAGGAGGCGGCCGCCGAGGAGAAAGAGCUCGAGCCUUGGGAGGACGACGAGGUCUUCGAGGCCUGGGGUCGGAAGGGCGCCGAAGAUCCCGAGGAGGAGAAGGAGGGAUUGAAGCCUUUCGGCCGCCAAGAGCCGAAGAUGUGCGUGACCGUGAAGGUCACCAUUCCUGCCCUCACCGUCCACGACAAGAGCAUGCGAAUCAUUGAAGCCAAGAUCAACACGACUUUGGAGGUCCUGGCCAACGCGACCCAGAAGGCCGAUGCCAACGCGACGGCAACAGCCAAGACGGUGCGUAAAGCUGUUGUGGAGGCCCAGGCCGAAGCCAACGCCAGCUACAACGCCACGGCGGCAGCAGAAGCCACCUACACGGCAUAUGCGGAAGCGACCGACACGGCGACCGCCGUCUACAAGGCCGUGGCCACUGCUGAAGCCAAGCGCAAAGUCAAGGAUGACGGCAGCAAGGCACAGAUUGCGUCCGAAGCCACGGCGGCUGCACGCAGCAAUGGCAAGGCCAGUGCCAAGGAGAUCGCCAAUGCCACGAGGACCGUCACUGCGCAAGGUGCAGCAGGUGCAACGGUCAAGCUCAAGCAGACGGGACACGGCAAAGCCGAGGCCGAGGCUGAAAGGAACGCCACGGUGCACAUCCAGGACACAGCGACGGUCACGAAGAAACGGACCGUCGAAGUCGAGGGCGUCGGCACCAUGACCAAGGAGUUCAAGGCCACGGCCACGGCCAAAGCUAUCGUGGAGACAAAGGCGUGCAUCUCUGCCCGCCAGGCCAAGCAGAUGCUGAGCCAGGACAGCUUAAGGCAGUCGGGAGUGCCAUUUGCCCGGGCCGUCUACAAGAAGGCAGAGCGAGAAGCUUACGCCCAGGCCAAGGAGAAGGCAACCAGCUCGGCCAUCAACUUGGCAACGAAGGCAGCGAAAGAUCGGAUCGACGCCGACAUCGAGGCUCAGGUGGCGAAGUACACCGAGGAGCACCGAUCGAAGCUUGAGAAGAUCGCGCUCGAAGACGCCAUGAACAGCACUGUGGGAGUCAAGAAGAUGCUGCAGGAGGCCGCAGUGAAGGAAGCCAUGGCUCAGGCAGUGGACAAGGUCAAGGCCCGAGCACCUUUGGUGGCGCAGAUGAAAGCCGAUGCUGAGGUCAAGAAAGCAGCCGAGGAUGAGGCCACCAAGGAGGCCACCAAAAUUGCGCAGAAGGAAGCCCGGGACGGUCUCAAGCGCAAGGCAAUGGUCAAAGCCAGGGAAGAAGCACAGGAGAACGCUAACGAGAAAGCCAAGGCAAACGCCUUCCAAGAGGCAAAGAAAGCAGCAGAAGAUGCGGCCAAGGAGAAGGCUGUGAAGGAGGCCCGUGAGGCUGCGGAAGAGGAGGCGGAAAAGAAAGCAAAGGCGGCUUUGGCGUAG
This is a messenger RNA of Symbiodinium sp. CCMP2592, 1872 nucleotides long. NCBI's taxonomy places the organism in Eukaryota, Dinophyceae, Suessiales, Symbiodiniaceae. The record is from the annotation of a GenBank genome assembly.